This is a messenger RNA of Anopheles merus, 14331 nucleotides long. It is a transcript of the gene rg, whose product is annotated as neurobeachin. The coding region runs from base 373 to 11004 and encodes 3543 amino acids. The record is from RefSeq and is a predicted model, not a curated record. Gene Ontology annotation, cellular component: cytosol; membrane. The transcript is spliced from 24 exons. Gene Ontology annotation, molecular function: protein kinase binding. NCBI's taxonomy places the organism in Eukaryota, Metazoa, Arthropoda, Insecta, Diptera, Culicidae. Gene Ontology annotation, biological process: intracellular protein localization.
UCGCUUGGGUGUCACAAUCAGCCACCCCAGCGCCCGUUGGAGUGUCCCGAAGGCAGGGGACAGGACUAGUGCGUACCGAAACCACCGGUCGCCCACACGCACCCUCAACGCUUCAAUCAACAUCAUCGAUCAACAACCAACCGUUUUUCAAAAGCAUUCAAAAAACACACACACAUACAUACACAAAUACAGACACGCAAAAAUCCUUUCGGCUGACGUGGUGACGUAAGGGGUUGUUCAACAUACAUCCGCGCGCGCACACACACACACACAAUCACACAAAACACAGUGCGGUUGCAUGUUUCCGUCGGUGCACUGUGUUUGUGUGUUCGAUUGCUACCCUCUUCCCCCUUAACAAGUACGCCACACACCAUGGCAGAUCUUACGAGACCGCCGCUGUGUGACAUCAAGCGACCCGAGGAAGUGGUGAAAAUGUCGAUGACGGACAACCUCAAGUUCGCCGUCCUGAUCGGGCUGAUCGAGGUGGGGCAGGUGUCGAACCGGGAGGUGGUCAACACGGUGCUGCAUCUGCUGGUCGGUGGCGAAUUCGACAUGGAGCUCAACUUCGUCGUGCAGGACGCGCAGAACGUGAAACACAUGCUCGAGCUGCUGGAUCACUGUCCGGCCAACCUGCAGGCCGAGGUGUGGAGCGUGUUCAUCGCGAUCCUGAAGAAGAGCGUCCGCAACCUGCAGGCGUGCACCGAGAUCGGCCUGAUCGAGCAUGUGCUGGCACGGUUGCAGCAGGCCGAACCCAUCGUGGCCGAUUUGCUCAUCGAGAUGCUUGGUGUGCUCGCCAGUUACAGUAUUACGGUGAAGGAGCUGAAGCUGCUGUUCGGCGCAAUGAAGGCGGUGAACGGGAAAUGGCCCCGCCAUUCGGCCAAGCUGCUGAACGUGCUGAAGCAGAUGCCGCACCGGAACGGACCUGACGUGUUUUUCAGCUUCCCAGGCCGUAAGGGUUCGGCAAUCGUGCUGCCACCGUUGGCGAAAUGGCCGUACGAGAACGGAUUCACUUUUAGCACCUGGUUUCGGCUGGAUCCGAUCAACUCGGUUAACAUAGAGCGUGAAAAGCCCUACCUAUACUGUUUUAAAACGUCCAAGGGUGUCGGUUACACGGCACACUUUGUGGGCAACUGCCUGGUGCUAACGUCCAUGAAGGUGAAGGGUAAGGGUUUCCAGCACUGCGUCAAGUACGAGUUUCAGCCGCGCAAGUGGUACAUGAUUGCCAUUGUAUAUAUCUACAACCGGUGGACGAAGAGUGAGAUCAAGUGCCUGGUGAAUGGGCAGCUAGCGUCAAGCACGGAAAUGGCCUGGCUAGUGUCGACGAACGAUCCGUUCGACAAGUGUUACGUUGGCGCCACGCCGGAGCUGGACGAGGAGCGCGUGUUCUGCGGACAGAUGGCCGCCAUCUAUCUCUUCUCGGAGGCACUAACCACGCAGCAGAUCUGUGCAAUGCAUCGGCUCGGCCCUGGCUACAAGUCCCAGUUCCGCUUUGACAACGAGUGCUAUCUGAACCUGCCGGACAACCACAAGCGGGUGAGUGAGGCGAAAGCCAUCCUAUCGUCGCUUUCCCCAACGCCACUGGCUCCGACCGAGUCCACUAUCCAUAGAACGCUCGUGAGUGGUAGCACUGCUGCUGCCGCCGCUGCUGCUACUAGUGCCGCCGCUGCCGACCACCACCCAUCCUCGUUUUCCUCAUCCACGACCGUGGCCUUGGCCAGUCCCGGUGUUGCGCUUGCUUCCGCCGCCCCGGGCUCCGGUGGCGAACCGUUUGAUUUAGUAUCCGUACUGUACGAUGGCAAACUGUCCAGCGCUAUCGUCUUCAUGUACAAUCCGGUCGCUACCGACGGUCAGCUGUGCUUACAGUCGGCUCCCAAGGGCAAUCUGUCGUACUUCGUGCACACACCGCACUCGCUAAUGCUGCAGGACGUAAAGGCUGUCGUGACUCAUUCCAUCCACUGUACGCUGAAUUCCAUCGGCGGUAUACAGGUGCUGUUUCCUCUCUUUUCCCAGCUUGAUAUGCCUUACGAAGGCACAGAUGUGCGAAAGGAUCCAACGCUAUGUGCCAAAUUGCUUGGAUUCAUUUGCGAACUCGUCGAAAGUUCACAAACGGUACAGCAGCACAUGAUACAGAAUCGUGGUUUCCUGGUGAUAUCCUUCAUGCUUCAGCGUUCCUCCCGCGAUCACCUCUCGCUAGACGUGCUGGGAUCGUUCCUGAGUCUUACCAAGUAUCUGGUGACCUGCCUGUCCGCCAACUCGGAUCUCUUGCUCAAACAGCUCUUCUGUUUCUCUUUCCUAACCUGGCAGCUGCUAGAUCACGUGCUCUUCAAUCCGUCACUGUGGAUCUACACGCCCGCGACGGUACAGGCCCGCCUGUACGCGUACCUGGCGACGGAGUUCCUCAGCGACACGCAGAUCUACAGCAAUGUGCGGCGCGUCAGCACCGUCUUGCAGACGGUGCACACGCUCAAGUUCUACUACUGGGUGGUGAACCCGCGCGCCAAGAGCGGCAUCACGCCGAAGGGUCUCGAUGGGCCCCGGCCGGCCCAAAAGGACAUCCUUGCGAUUCGUGCGUAUAUCCUGCUGUUCCUGAAGCAGCUAAUCAUGAUCGGCAACGGCGCGAAGGACGAUGAGCUGCAGAGCAUCCUUAACUAUCUGAUGACGAUGCACGAGGACGAGAACCUGCACGACGUGCUGCAGAUGCUGAUCUCGCUUAUGUCCGAGCAUCCGAGCUCGAUGGUGCCGGCAUUCGACGUGAAGCAUGGCGUGCGCACCAUCUUUAAGCUGCUCGCCGCCGAAAGUCAGCUGAUACGCUUGCAGGCACUCAAGCUGCUGGGCUUUUUCCUGUCGCGUAGCACGCACAAGCGCAAGUACGAUGUGAUGUCACCGCACAAUCUGUAUACGUUGCUGGCCGAACGGCUGCUGCUGUACGAGGAGUCCGUCUCGCUGCCGACGUACAACGUGCUGUACGAGAUUAUGACCGAGCACAUCUCGCAGCAGAUACUGUAUGCCAAGCAUCCCGAACCGGAAAGCCACUACCGGCUGGAAAACCCGAUGAUCUUGAAGGUGGUGGCCACGCUAAUCCGCCAGUCGAAGCAGUCGGAGCAGCUGAUCGAGGUGAAGAAGCUGUUCCUCUCCGACAUGACGCUGCUGUGCAACAACAAUCGCGAAAACCGGCGCACCGUGCUGCAGAUGAGCGUCUGGCAGGAGUGGCUGAUCGCGAUGGCGUACAUCCAUCCGAAGAACUCGGAGGAGCAGAAGCUGUCCGACAUGGUCUACUCGCUGUUCCGCAUGCUGCUCCAUCACGCGAUCAAGUACGAGUACGGCGGGUGGCGCGUCUGGGUGGACACGCUCGCGAUCGUACACUCGAAGGUGUCGUACGAGGAAUUUAAGCUGCAGUUCGCGCAAAUGUACGAGCACUAUGAGAAGCACCGGACGGACAACAUUACCGAUCCGGCGCUGCGCCAGCAGCGGCCGAUCAGCACAAUCAGCGGCUGGGAGCACGGUGCGAACGGGAGCACCGGUGCCGGCACCGGCAAAGAGGGCGAGCUGGACAUGCACGGCAAGUGCGUGAAGCAGAUGGCGGUACCGCCAGGGACGGCGGUGGCGCCCGGGUGCGUUUGCGAGCCGGAAACGGGCGAAACGAUGAUCGACACGAGCGUGAUGGUGAAGCAGCAGCAGGCGAUCGCGUUUCAGGACGCGCCGGCGGGCAGUAAUGGUUACGUGCGGGGAGGCGAACCGGACCUGCUCGAGGAGGACGAAACUUGCCUGGCGGAUGACCCGCAGGAUGGGAUGGACGGUGAAGAGGAGGAAGAGAACGACGACGUCGAUGGGGUGGAUGAGGAAGAGGAAGAAGUGGAGGAAGAGGAAGAGGAUGAAGAGCAGGAUGAGGAGGAAGGAGAUGAGCAGCGAGCGUUCAGUAGUGGGCAGCAACAGGCGCCUGGCAGCGAACCGGCCGCCGGCAGCCAAACGUCAGCCACCAAUACCAACACCACCACCACCGAGCAUGUGGUGAAAACGAUCGUCGAUGAAAUCAUCGACAAGUCGGCCAAUAUGCUGGUGGAGCAGCAGCAGCAGCAGCACGGUGAGACCACAGAGGCACCGGCCGAACCGACCUCCUCGCCAGUGAUCAAAGACGAGGAGAUCGAGCUGGCGGUGAACGAGGUCGUAAAGAUGAACCAGAACUCGCUCAAACCGGUCGAAGGGGAAGGAGGCGAUAUGGAUGCUGGCGCCGACAGCAACCAGCAGUGUGGCGACGAAUCGACCCGCGGCAGUGUUGAGCCGGUCGGCACGUCGGAACCGUCCACCGUCAGCAGCUCGCCGUCAGUUGUGUGCGUCAGUGAUAGGUCAAAUGAUAGAGCGACCGUGCCAGCGUCGCCGGUGCUGCAGGGCGAACCGGACGCACGGAAGGUGGCUGCCGCAGUGGACAGCAUCGUGGAGGAGCUCCUUGAUCGGUGCUUCCCUGCAUCGGAGCAGGAGGAGGGUGACGGUGCGACGGCACUUGCUGCCGAGAUGCAGGAGGUCGUGGAAUCGAUCAUAACGGAUGCGGUCGAGAAGGCGGAGAAAGGCGCAAGCACUGCAGUGGUCGGCGAGCAACAGCAGGAUGGCAGUGCUACUGAUGUGCAGCGCCACCACCAUCACCAUCGUCACCAUCCUCACCAUCAUCAUCACCAUCACCAUCAUCAUCACCAUGCUCACGAGGGCGAGGAGCAUCAGCGCAUUUCCGUGGUGUCAGAUGCGAUGGAGGGUAUGGCAAUCAGUGAGAAGCAGCGCGCCGGUGGCAAGAGUUUGAUCGAGGAGGACGAAGAAGAAGUGGAAGAAGAGGAGGAUGAAGAAGAGGAAGAGGAAGAGGAAGAAGAGGACGAUGAUGGGGAGGUAUUGGUGGCCGAGACGGAGGAACCGCUCGAUGCUUCCGAUGAGCGUGCUGGUGGUGCUGUCAGCGUAGACACUGCCAGUGACGGAGCCGCUGCCGGUACGGCGGAUAGUGGCAAACCGAACAGCAAUAGUACGAUCAGUGCCGGAUCCAAGCGUGCCGUUAGCGUGUCCACCAAUACACAACAGUAUCUCGAUGCACAAUCGCACCCGAAACAAGCCGCCCAGCCGCUGCAGCAGCAACCGACAACGGCCUCACAAACGCCACCGGUGCAACCGAUGAGCUACGAAGGUGGCAGUAGUACCGCUGGCGGUGGUGGUGCCAAGCGUUCCAAGUCAUCAUCGACACGACCCAUGUUUUCGCCCGGCCCGACCCGGCCCCCGUUCCGCAUCCCGGAGUUUAAAUGGUCCUACAUCCAUCAGCGUCUGCUCUCCGACGUGCUCUUCUCGCUCGAAACCGACAUCCAGGUGUGGCGCAGCCACUCGACCAAGAGCGUCCUCGACUUUGUCAACUCGGCGGAGAAUGCCAUCUUCGUGGUCAACACGGUACAUCUGAUCUCGCAGCUGGCGGACAAUUUGAUCAUUGCGUGCGGUGGGCUGCUGCCACUGCUGGCCAGUGCCACCUCGCCCAACUCCGAACUGGACGUGCUCGAGCCGACGCAGGGCAUGCCGCUCGACGUGGCCGUCUCGUUCCUGCAGCGGCUGGUCAACAUGGCGGACGUGCUGAUCUUUGCCAGCUCGCUCAACUUCAGCGAGCUCGAGGCGGAGAAGAACAUGUCGUCCGGCGGCAUACUACGCCAGUGUUUGCGGUUGGUGUGCACCUGCGCGGUUCGCAACUGUCUCGAGUGCAAGGAGCGUACGCGCGGCCUUUACAACGGCAUGUCGCUGAAGGACAUUCCGGGCGGGGUGCAUUUGCAGGCGCUGAUACGCGGUGCCCAGUCAACGUCCAAGACGAUCAUCGAGUCGCUGUCCGGGCCGAUGAGCCCCGUCAAGGAUCCGGAAAAGCUGCUCCAGGACAUGGACAUCAAUCGGCUGCGGGCGGUCAUAUACCGCGAUGUGAAACGACUCUUUCAGGAGGAAACGAAGCAGGCACAGUUCCUGUCCCUCGCCAUCGUGUACUUCAUCUCGGUGCUGAUGGUGUCGAAGUAUCGGGACAUCCUGGAACCGCCGGUCGAGCUGCAGAUACACCGCAACUCCUCGCCGGUCAUCCAUCGCUCGACGCCAACACAGGAGUCAAGCAAUAGGCCACUGUUUCCGCAAUGGUCGCACCACGUGUACCCACAGUUCCUACCCGGAUCCCAUCCGAACCACCAGCCGACGAUCGUGCACGGCAGCAGCAACACCAUCACCUCCUCCUCGUCGCAAACCAUCUCAUCGUCGUCCGGCUCCUCGUCCGCCGGCGGAUGUGGCAGCCUGCUUAACAGCAACAACAACAACAACAACAAUAACAACAACAACAAUAGCAACCUUAUCAACAACAACACUUCAGGGGGUAGCAUAAACCACAAGGACGUUGCCGGGGCCAGCGUGAACGGGAGCAGCUUGCCACUGUACUACGGCCAUGCAGCAACUGCCACGAACACGACAACCAACAACACACUGAACAACAACAACAACAACGGACAGGGCUUCGGUACCGGGCCAGGCAAUUGUAUCUUCACCAGCGAAAUGCUCAACUGCUACUCACCGGCUGCUGCUGCCGCCGCCGCCUCUGCUGCCGCCAUCGCCGGUGGCCAUCUGCAGCAGCCCCAGCACUACACCCAGCAGCAGCACGGACUCAACAACAACUCUCUUACGGCGCUAGUUAAUACGGGAGGGGUCGGCUCGUACGGUGCAGGUGGCGCACCGGUCGUUGGGCUGCGCGCUGUCGGACGGACUGCUGGAACCACUGUCACUACCGGUCUGCACAAUGGUGUCGGCGUUGGUCACGGUGGCAAGCUAUCGAAAGGAACUCAAUCCAUGCAAGAAGGUGAUUACGAGGUGAUAGUAGUCGACGAGAACAACUCCUCCGUUAUAGCGGACAACGAUUCACACUCCAGUGGUCCACUGUCGAUAAAGGCCGUAACUUCCGCUAGCAACUCGAGGCGUACGUCGACGGUGAAACAACUUCAUCCGACCGAUCAUCCAGGGCUACCUGUGGCAGCUAACACAGGCGAACCGCACCUUCAUUCCUGCUACCAGCAGCCAAUGCUCUCGUCGGUCGGUCUGACCGGCACCAUGGCCACAGUUAUAGCACCGUCCGCGACAGCAACCAUCGCCGUAAGCGACGAACGUUCGGAGCUAGCGCAGCGUGCAGUGCCCCAGGGACAGGUGAAGAGCGUGGACUCCGAUGGCGGUUCGCUGAAUCUGAACUCGACCGAGAACGACCCGCAGGAAGUGGAAACGUCGAGCGAAAUUAUGCCGGAUGAUAACAAACCGACGAACUCGAACGACGAAAGCUGGACGGACGUGAACCUGAACGACGAUGGGGCGAGUGAGUUGAAGCCGCCGCGCACGGACGGUGGUGCGUUGGGCAUCAGCGGUGUGCCCGGCAGCAACGGUAGCGGUGUCGGUACGGGCGCGGGAAGCCUCGGCCCGAUGCCCAGCGCGCUUAGUGGCCGGAUGGAUGGCGUCACGGGAGCGGGCGUGAACCUGGGCGGUGGGGCCGUCGGUACCGGCGGCGUGAAGCACGAGUCGGACAUUGCCGUGGUACGCGUACCGGACGGGUACGGUGGCCAGGUGGUGGGUCCGACCGGGGUUUCGGUACGCGGCCGGCCGGAGGAUCUCAACCUCAAGGCGCCGUUUGUGAGCCAGCUGCCGCUAGCAAUACCGUCGCGCGAGGCCAGCCUCACUCAAAAGCUGGAAAUAGCGCUCGGUCCAGUCUGUCCGCUGUUACGCGAAAUCAUGGUCGACUUUGCGCCGUUCCUGUCAAAAACGCUCGUCGGCUCGCACGGCCAGGAGCUGCUGAUGGAGGGCAAGGGGCUGACGACGUUCAAGAACAGUCAUUCGGUGGUGGAGCUGGUGAUGCUGCUCUGCUCGCAGGAGUGGCAGAAUAGUCUGCAGAAGCACGCGGGCCUCGCGUUCAUCGAGCUGAUCAACGAGGGCCGGCUGCUGUCGCACGCAAUGAAGGACCACAUCGUGCGGGUCGCGAACGAGGCCGAGUUCAUACUGAACCGCAUGCGGGCGGACGACGUGCUAAAGCAUGCUGACUUUGAAUCCCAGUGCGCCCAAACGCUGCUCGAGCGGAGGGAAGAGGAGCGCAUGUGCGACCAUCUGAUCACGGCGGCCCGCCGCCGGGACAACGUGAUCGCGAGCCGGCUGCUGGAGAAGGUGCGCAACAUCAUGGGCAACCGGCACGGAGCGUGGGGCGACAUGAACGCGAACUACCAGAAGCAAAUUUUCUGGAAGCUGGACGCGUGGGAGGACGACGCGCGGCGCCGAAAGCGCAUGGUGCAGAACCCGCGCGGCUCCAGCCAUCCACAGGCGACGUUGAAGGCGUCGCUCGAGAACGGUACGACCGGGGGAACGGCGGCAGCGGCCACCUCCAGCACCGCCAGCACCGCAGCAGCCAGCGCAGAUGAAGCGGUCGGUGGUGGGGACACGACGACCCCGACCAGUGCCCGACUAGCCGGUGGUAGCGGUGGUGUGGCGCGGGAGGAAAUCUACUCGCAGAUUGCGGUUCCCCGGUCGCAGCAGCCGGACCUGCUGGACGAUUCGGAGCUGCUGAUCGAGGACCGGGAGCUGGACCUCGACCUGACCGGCCCGGUCAACAUCAGCACGAAGGCGAAGCUGAUCGCGCCCGGUCUGGUGGCGCCCGGCACCAUGUCAAUUACCUCCACCGAGAUGUACUUCGAGGUGGACGAGGAGAACGGCGAGUUCCAGCAGAUCGACCAGGAGGUCCUGAAGUACUGCGACCAUCUGCACGGCAAGUGGUACUUCUCCGAGAUACGGGCCAUCUUUUCCCGUCGCUAUCUGCUGCAGAACGUCGCGCUCGAGAUCUUCCUUGCUAGUCGCACCUCGAUCUUGUUUGCCUUCCCCGACCAGCACACGGUGAAGAAGGUGAUCAAGGCGCUGCCGCGGGUGGGCGUCGGCAUCAAGUACGGCAUCCCGCAAACGCGCCGCGCGUCGAUGAUGUCGCCCCGGCAGCUGAUGCGCAACUCGAACAUGACGCAGAAGUGGCAGCGGCGCGAGAUCUCCAACUUUGAGUAUCUGAUGUUCCUGAACACGAUCGCGGGCCGCACGUACAACGAUCUCAACCAGUACCCGGUGUUCCCGUGGGUCAUCACCAACUACGAGUCGCGCGAGCUCGACCUCAGCCAGCCGUCGAACUAUCGCGACCUUUCCAAACCGAUCGGUGCGCUCAAUCCGAGUCGGCGCGAGUACUUCGAGGAGCGGUACGAAACGUGGGACACACCCGGCAUACCGCCGUUCCACUACGGCACGCACUACUCGACCGCCGCCUUCGUGCUGAACUGGCUGAUCCGCAUCGAGCCGUUCACGACGAUGUUCCUGGCGCUGCAGGGCGGCAAGUUUGACCAUCCCGAUCGGCUGUUCUCGUCCGUCGCGCUGUCGUGGAAGAACUGCCAGCGCGACACGUCCGACGUGAAGGAGCUCAUCCCGGAGUGGUACUUCCUGCCGGAGAUGUUCUACAACGCGUCCGACUACCGGCUCGGGCAGCGGGACGACGGCAGUACGGUCGGGGACGUCGAGCUGCCGCCGUGGGCGAAAACGCCCGAGGAGUUUGUGCGCAUCAACCGGAUGGCGCUCGAGUCGGAGUUCGUCUCCUGCCAGCUGCACCAGUGGAUCGACCUCAUCUUCGGCUACAAGCAGCGCGGCCCGGAAGCGAUGCGGGCGACGAACGUGUUCUACUACCUCACGUACGAGGGCAGCGUUGAUCUGGACACGAUCGGCGAUCCGGUGACGCGGGACGCGAUCGAGAAUCAGAUCCGCAACUUCGGUCAAACGCCCAGCCUGCUGCUGAUGGAACCGCAUCCGCCCCGGUCGUCCGCCAUGCACCUGUCGCCGAUGAUGUUCAACACGAUGCCGGACGAUGUGUGCAUGUCGCUCAAGUUCCACCUCAACUCGCCGAUCAUACACAUCUCGGCGAACACGUACCCGCAGCUGCCGCUGCCGUCGGUCGUCACCGUGACUGCGGGGCACCAGUUUGCGGUCAAUCGCUGGAACUGCCAGUACACCGCCAGCAUCCAGAGCCCGAGCUACGCCGAGUCGACGCAAAACCUGAACGCGAACUUGCCGCUCACGAUGGAUCCGCUGCUGUCACAAAUUAAUGGACACAACAACAGCAACCAGCAGAAUCGUCGCCACCUGGGCGACAACUUUAGCCAGAAGCUGCAGAUCAAGUCGAACUGCUACGUCACCACCGUGGACAGCCGAUUCCUGAUCGCGUGCGGCUUCUGGGACAACAGCUUCCGCGUGUUCUCUACCGAGACGGCCAAGAUCGUGCAGAUCAUCUUCGGUCACUUUGGCGUGGUGACCUGCCUGUCGCGGUCGGAGUGUAACAUCACGUCCGACUGCUAUAUUGCGUCCGGGUCGGCCGACUGCACCAUACUGCUGUGGCACUGGAAUGCCCGCACGCAGUCGAUUGUUGGCGAGGGCGAGAUACCAACACCUCGCGCUACGCUGACAGGACACGAGACGGCCGUCACAUCGGUGGUGAUCAGUGCCGAGCUCGGUCUGGUUGUUUCCGGUUCGAUAAACGGCCCGGUACUAGUCCACACGACGUUCGGUGAUUUGUUGCGGUCGCUGGAGGCGCCGAAGGAUUUCAUCUCGCCGGAAAACAUAACGCUCUCGCGCGAAGGUUUCAUCGUCGUCAACUAUGACGAGGGCAGCGUGGCCGCGUACACGAUCAACGGAAAGCUGCUGCGCUACGAGUCGCACAACGAUAAUCUGCAGUGCAUGCUGCUGUCUCGGGAUGGCGAAUAUUUAAUGACCGCCGGUAACAAGGGCAUCGUGGAGGUGUGGCGAACGUUCAACCUCGCACCGUUGUACGCUUUCCCGGCCUGCAACAGUGGUAUACGUUCGCUGGCCCUUACGCACGACCAGAAGUAUUUGCUGGCCGGUUUGGCGACUGGAUCCAUCAUCGUGUUCCAUAUCGACUUCAACCGCUGGCAUCACGAGUACCAGCAGCGCUACUGAAGCCUCCGUUGCUGCUCCGAUCUGAAGGCGCUAGCCAAACCGAAAUGUGACGUGACGGCACCAGCACCGAGUAGGAAGCCGAGCGCAGGACGAACGUGUGCGUGACAGUGCAAUCAACUUUCCGUCAGAACAGCGGAAUACAGGCGCGGGAAAGGUUCUGGUUACUGUUUCGAGCCGUGUUACCUUCACCCUUUGUAGUGGUGCAAGUAACACCACAGCAAACACACACAACAAACGCGCAUACAUGCAAGCCACAAACCGUGAAGUGCACCGACACUUAGAAAUUGCCAAACUCAAUUAAUUGCAUCCUUAAUCGCAACAUAGUUUUUAGUGAUAAAUUGCACGACGACUCGGUUUUCUGAACAGAACCGACGAAAUAGUGUGACGCAGCGAACGACGCAUGUACUUAAACCAUACUUUUAAUCGCAACAAAAAACAACUUACGUACGUGACAUCCCUAACCACACGUACACGUACCUACCCACACACAAAAGACUAAGCAAACAGAACUGGAACUCAAGCAUUCCAAUGAUGACGAUAGGGUUGAAGUGGUGAAGCGAACGAUUCCUCCAUUGUGCGUGUGGGGCAUACAUCCAAGAUGUUUUGUCGCUGUGGGGCUGGCAUAGGUGCAGCAGAGAGCAGAAAGGCAAACGAUACCCCACAUAAAAUCCCCGUUCACCGCACUCCGAUAGCUCCACCCCCCUACUCUCCUUACCCCACCUUUCCGUGGUUUUACUGCAUUGCAUUAACAUGAAGCAACUAGGGAAGCAUUUUAAUACGAAGAGAAGGAUGGAAGGAAAGAAUCACACAGCCACAACAACGGAUAGGAGGUUUAAAAUUAGCUAGCCUUUAUAUGGAAACCAUGCGUAGAGAGAAAAAAAACCCUCGGAUUAUUGAUCAUGUGAGGGUGAGUUAGUGAAACCUGCAUGGGGUUCUUAGGUGAAUCGUUUUGUCACGUUGCUGACAGGACACACGCAGCGGCAUGAUUCAGGUGCUGCCUGUCGUGUUGACACGGUUGAUUAUACGGUAUAAAGCUUUAUUUGAGAUUUGCAGCUCUAUUUGUUCUUUUUAACUGAAUCCUGUACAUGUUGUGCUUGAGGUGGAGUAAUGUUUUGUUUUUAUAUUUAUUCUUGGAGCUAAUCCAGUGCAGCUCUAGCUUUAUCCUACGUGUCCGUGUGCAUAUGUGUGUGAUACUGUACUGCUGUUAGCGUUCCUCUUUUUGUGAACCCCGUCCAAGUGUGGAUGUUUUAAGAAACUGGUUUUUUUUCUAUAUUUGGCAGCAUAUAAGCAAGCAAAUGCGUUCUGUGCCCCGAUAGCUUACAAUUGUCCUUUUGCAAGGACUAUUUACUCUUGGAUCCCGAGCAAAUAUCGUUAAUAGGGCUGUUGGCGCGGAACAGGAAAGGAUAAGCAAGCAAAUGAAACGCAAUAACUUAGUUGUAAACAAUAUCGAUAAACUACCUAGACUACCGUAAAGCAACAAAACACAUACACACAAAACCAACACAUGCUGACACAUAUACAGAACACCGAUUUACAUUAACGCAAGUUCAUUAGUACAUGAAUGCCAAAUUGUAAAGAUUUUAAUAACAGCCUUUUAAAGAAAUCGAUUAUAAAGCAAAACAAAAAAAUAUAUAUAUUAUACAUAUAUUGAGCUAACAGCAAGUUGCUGCAAUGUAGGUGGGGGUGGAUGUUAAUUGGAUGGGGGGGGGGGAGACGGUUACUGUGGAACUAAACAGAGGAGAGGUAAUACACUGCAUUUACAUUAUACGGGCGUAAGAGUGAGAGAAGUGCAAAGGUAGAAAAGUAAAGCAAAAAAAAAAAGAACAAGCAAACAAACAUACCCAAACGAAAUCAAAUGCCGCAGGUUUUGGCCUCUGAUUAGCGCGUGGCCACAUUAAAAAAAAACAGGAAAUGACGGUAAUGUAGAGAAAUUGGCGAAUUUGUGUGUAUGUACUAUUCGCAAGAUACAUUCCCCAAAUGGUAGUGCAAUGGUGAUGGUGGAGGUGAAAAGCUACAAGGCGUAUAGACGAGCGUAAUUAUAGCAUAAAUCACCAGUAGUAAUAUUAAUGGGUUAAGGACAAGACGUAAAACGGAAGGGUGAGAGAUAUCGAUAAAAAAACACAAGGCGAAGCAAAGAGUUAGAGAGAUAUGCAACAUUCUGAGGUUAUCCGUCCGCGAAUAUUUACAUUAGCCAUUACAUACAAACGAUUAAAAAACAUAUGAGUAAAGAAACCAAAGCUGAACGUAAAAAAAAAACAUUAACUAUGAAAAAGCUCUCCGAAUAUAUCAUCCCCCUCUUCCUUCCACCCCCCUACUUCAUCGAAACGCGCGUUUGCAAAUGCAAUUAAUUAUCUUCCGUAAAGCUCGCGGCAGAUGAAUCCGUUCGUUUAACCCAUUGUCCAAAUAGUAUGGCUUUCGGUUAUUUUUUUUUUUGUUAUUUUUUUAAUCGCGCGCACACACACAUACUCGUAUUUGGUUUUAAUUUGAUCGGUAGUGUAAUAACGUUUAAUGAAGGCAACCAGCAACUACAAAAAAGGGUGAAGCGCGCGUAAACGCGAUCGUUUUACAUAAAAACAUACCCACACAUACACAUACACAAAUUCGCCGCUUAAAACGUAACACGAGUCAUAGAAGUGAAAAUGCGAGAUAUUUAAAAAAAAAGAAAAAAAAGCGGAAGAGCGAGAGAAAAAUGCAACUAACGCAAAACCUUAUUUCACGUGCCAAAAUAAUAUUAAAUAGAACAAUAUUAAAACAAUACAAGUGAAAGUCGGAAGCAAGUGAGCGCGCACGCACGCACACAGUACGAUACAUUCAAAUCGAUAUCAGCAGUAAUGAGAACUUGUGGGAGACUGAGGAUGGGAGACACUCACACACAGCCAACAAAAGCUGAAAGGAGUAGUAACACAGAAAAGGAAAAGCAAACAUACAAAAAAUCAAUUGCAAAAAAAGGAAAAUACAAAAAAUAAGAAACAGAGACAGAAAGCAAACAACAUUCUAAGUAAGCAAAUGUUUAAAAGAAAAAGACACACAAAAAACAAAAAUCCUGCCUAAAUGUGCUCGUGUAGUAUUUAAAAAACAAAAAAAGUACUUAAUGGGGAAAAAAUCAACAAAAAAAGUAAGUUUGAUAAACGCUUAAAACAGCAAACAUUAAUUAAACUUCUUAAGCUACGUCUGGAAGUAAAACAGAAAAGAUGAAGAAAACAGGUACCGACGAGUAGAAUGGAAAAAGGUGUGUGGGCAAAUGUCGGCAAAUGGGAACGGAAGAGAGAGGGUACGCCGUAAACGUUAGCAGUACGAGGAGUGGCUUGUGUGUGUGUACCAAAGCAA